AUGUCCAAUCCAGUUACAGGUGUGGAAAUAUCCGUGUCCCCGACCAGCCUGAAUGAGGGAAGCACUCUGACGAUCACCUGUAGAGAACAGUCACUUUCACAAGGAGUUAAGCUGUUUAUACUAGGUCUGCAGAAGGCCAAUGAUGCUGGGGGAUAUGACAACCUCCUUACAUAUAUUGUAAACUUUAAACCAGGAGAUCCAUACCUGCCUAAAUGGGGAACUACCAUCGGUGAUAUUCAGCAGCGGGCUAAUGUUACCUCGUCCUUUGAUGCUGGUAAAACAUCCGGGUUUUUUGAGCUGAGGAUAAAUUCAGGUAUAUUUACCUUUGCUCACUGGGGAACGUGUACUCUAUCCAUCCUGAUAACCUCAGUGAGUUGUCAGAACCCCCAGAUUGUGGAAGACAUUUUCCCUGAAGUGAAGAGGAAAGGUGACACAGGCUACCUGAACUGUACUGUCAGCAGGCAACAGAACAAUAAGGUUAAUUGGAUCCAACCAUUGGGCGGUGUUAAUGAUAACUGGAUUUCCAGCGACACGGAAAUUUUGGCUAAAAACGAAGUGGUCAAUGGAAAACAGAAGUAUGAAGUUAUCCGCCAUGUACGUGGAAAUGAUAAAAUCACCUACACUCUGGUGGUAAACCGACUGCGUGAAGAAGAUAGCGGUAGAUACAAAUGUACGGUAUUUCUUGUUGGAAAAGACCAGAGGGAAUGGCCGUACAAGUACGGGAAUAUGACCGUACAAGUUCCACCAACAAUUAAAGUGUCGCAGACCUCAGACACAGUCCAGCGAAAUCAGGCAUCUGAUGUUACUCUCAGGUGCAACGCUACAGGUAAUCCAAACCCCAACAUCACCUGGAUCAGAGCAGACGGCAAGCCUCUACCAGAUGGCAGGCUCAGUCACAGGGGUCAUUUUCUACACAUCACAAAUAUCAGGAAUGAUGAUCGAGGGAUUUACAGAUGCCUGGCAGACAACAACGUGAUACCACCCGCCCACCAUGACGCUAAGCUGGUAGUAAACUUCAAGCCAGAGGCCGAAGCUGUGCAGGACACAGUGGGACAGGCCCAGAAUAGACGGUUCCAUGCUCUUUUAGAAUGUAAAAUAAAAGGGAUGCCAGAGCCGAACCUGAGGUGGUUCAUGGUCACAGACACAGGUCCUGUUUCCCUGAUAGACGAUGCCAAGCAUGAUAUCAAUCAGCUGCUCACCCACGGCACAUCAUUGCAACUCAAUGAUGUUUGGUACUCACUGAAAAUCCUCAACGUCCAAGCGAAUGAUUACGGCGUGUACUAUUGUGAGGGAUCAAAUGCUCUGGGGACAAGUCGUGCAGAGAUUAGACUUUAUGAAACCUCACAAUGCCAAGGUUCCGACUGCCCAUUAGGCUUUACCACGACGCCCGCCCCUUUUCACCGGACUCCGGCCAUUGUGAAGAAUAUCACACGGAUCUCAGCAGUUCUGUUGAUUGACAUGCGCGAUCCACCCACCCAGCUGACAUCGACGGGGUACAGAAUAAGCUGUGAAGAGUCACAAGACAAAAGGCUUGUAUUUAACGAAGAGAUCGAGAAAAAGGACGCCAGUUGGGGGAAUGGCACAGCCCGCUUUACUCUGGUCGGGUUGAACCCGGGUAGUAUGUACAGCUGCCAGGCCACUUCCCGAACGUUUCUGGGGCAGGGUUGGAUGGAGAGAUUCUCUUUCAUGACUAGUAAUCCAGAUGUGUCAUCUGCUGCACGCGCACCUGUUCGCUGGCAGCACGCUGUAGGACUCUUGGUGUUUUGGACCGCUAUUAUCUUGCAAAAGGCAUAUAUGGAUCAAGAACCUGAGCAUUAAUAGACAAGGAUGUAUCUAUAUAAUAUGUAUGGGUUGAUAAUCUGACUAUGCUAGUGUUUAUUAUCCGUCAUAAUGAAGUCAGAUCAUACAUGUUUAAAAAAUUCUUUGGACCUUGUUUUACAUUGUCAUAGCCCUGUCCGUCGUUCUAUCUUCAUCCGUGUCACUGGUGCAUAUGAACCUAUUCUCAGCACAUGCAUAAUGUGCUUCGAAAAUAAUCUUUGUGAGAUAAUCUCUGGACCUCUUCAUAGGAAAUUCAUGAAGUUUUGUUGCUUUGGUUGGAAAGCUGCAUGGAAAAUGCUGGACUGAGGAGUGCUACUGCUAUUUGUUUUACCAUUCGAGCAUGGUAUGUCUGAUUUGAGCUAACAGAAACUGCUCAUUGGCGCCUUUCAUGUGGCGCCCUCCAUGUGGCGCAUUUUCUACAUUGUAUACACACAACUCUGGUAUAUUUGAUUUUCUGCAUCAACCUACUCUUUGUGCUGACCUGAAUACGAAAGAGUUUUACCAUAUUGUUUAUGCACAUAUUAUGUAUUUACCUGCACCCUCUAAUAAAUGUUUUUGAGACUUG
Molecule: messenger RNA, 2383 nt
Organism: Liolophura sinensis
Lineage: Eukaryota; Metazoa; Mollusca; Polyplacophora; Chitonida; Chitonidae
Product: lachesin-like
Exons: 11
Coding region: 1-1818 (605 amino acids)
Cellular component (GO): neuron projection
Source: RefSeq, a predicted model, not a curated record